Molecule: messenger RNA, 612 nt
Organism: Lycium barbarum (goji berry)
Lineage: Eukaryota; Viridiplantae; Streptophyta; Magnoliopsida; Solanales; Solanaceae
Exons: 2
Coding region: 1-612 (203 amino acids)
Source: RefSeq, a predicted model, not a curated record
AUGACAAGUUCUUUGCAAAUUGUGUAUGAAGUUCGGCAGAAAUUAAAGCUUUGCAAAGAUCUCUUAAAGAAGCUAAAGGAUGAAGAUAUAUGCAGUGUAGAUAGAAGGAUUUCCGAAUUCAACGAGCACCUCCUUAACCUGCAGAGCCAACUCACUACUAAUAUUGACCCUGACCUGAUGGAAGGGAAGAAAGGUGAUAGUGAAUAUGGCCUGCCUUCUAUAGAUUAUCAAUUUAUGAGACAAGGCCCUACUGUGAUUGUUUCACAACAAAGGGAUAUUCGUGCUGAGAUUACUAUAGAGGAAGUUAAGGUUGCUUUAAUUGAGAUUGAUGACAACAAAACCCUUAGAAUAGAUGGAGUUAAUGCAGCCUUUUCCAAGAGGCUUGGUGUAUUAUUCAAAAGGAUGUUUGCCAAGCUGUACAGAAUUUCUUUCAACACAACAGAAUGCUUAAGGCAGUUAACAACACUGGUUAUUUUAAUCCCUAAAAACGCCCAGCCAGAUUUCACGAGGGAUUUCAGAACCAUUGCCUGUUGUACUACUUUAUACAAGAUCAUUUCAAGGAUAAUUAAAGGGAUGUUAGAUGGUAUUGUGGGAAAAUCCAGUCAGCAUUAA